This is a messenger RNA of Vitis vinifera (wine grape), 2997 nucleotides long. RefSeq names its product F-box protein SKIP14. Lineage: Eukaryota; Viridiplantae; Streptophyta; Magnoliopsida; Vitales; Vitaceae. The transcript is spliced from 2 exons. Gene Ontology annotation, cellular component: cytoplasm. The record is from RefSeq and is a predicted model, not a curated record. Gene Ontology annotation, molecular function: protein binding. Bases 666 to 2108 code for a protein of 480 amino acids.
UCUCCCUCUUGGUCUCUCUUUCAAUUGGCGCCACACCCACACAACACACCGGACACAACCCUUUCCUCCACCAUCAAACUCUCUCUUUCUCUCUUUCUAUCUCCUUCUCUCUCUCUAAAUUUGGCAGUUUCUCAAACUUCCAAUCUCAAUCUUCCAUAUUUCCAUUAGUUUUUCUUUAUAUUCGUUUAUCUUUCAUAAGUUUUCUGUUAUUUUUGCGUAUCCGCUAAUCUGUUGAGUUUUCAUUCGUCUGUUUUUGUUUUGUCUCGCCCACAAUCCGAUCUUCGUUAACUUCUUGUUGGUUUUUUUUUUUUUUUUUCUGUUUCCUCCUUGGCUGGUUUGAUCUUGUUCAGGGUUUGUACUUUUUCCUUCUGGUGCAGCUUUAACUACCUUAACCCUAAUUUGUAUUGCCUUAACUACUGAUACGGAGCUUGGUUUCUUGGAAUUCAGUGAUUUUUUUUUUUUGGAAGAAACUCUGUGAAAUUUUUGGUGGGUUGUUUUUAGUUUUCCACUAUAAAUCGAGGGUUUUCUUGCAAACAUAAUUAGUUUGGGUCUUUGGGUAAUCUUUCUUUGGAAUUCUGAGAAGAAAAAGAUAUAUUUUCAUCUGGGGUUGUUGUGUAUUUGGAGAAGAAGGUGUUGGUGUAUAAGAUUUUCGGUGCUGGGAGAGAAUGGAGUUGAAUUUUGGUGGCGAGGGAAAGGGUAUGUUUUCAUCGGUGAAUUUUAUCAAUGGGUAUUUUGUGGAUGGAUUUGGGGAUAAGAGUCUUGAUGGUUUUGGCAAUCUUUUGAACAUGGACUGCGAAUCGGACAAUCCCCAGGAUCGCAGGAUGGGGAAGAGUGAGAAAGAAGGCUCUUGCGAGGCAGUGUCUGAUGAUAUUGUUGAUCGUUUACCGGCGGAUCCAUUUAAUAUGGAUAUAAGGACUACUUUUACUGCAUUCAAGGGUUGGGUUGGCGAUUUUGAGAAGGAUUCAAUUGGAUUUGGUGUGGGUGAAAUGGAGGCUAUGGAGGCUGAGGGAGAGGAUCGUGGAUUGUAUGCCAAUCUAAAUUUGGUUUGGAGCGGUGCAAUGAGAUUUCAACCAGAAUUUAGUAAUGCUGAGAAAUCGGUUCCUUGUAAUGAGUUUGAUGGAUUACUGAUGGACAAAGAUUUAUGUGAUGGUGGGUUCAGUGAAUUUCUGAGUUUUAGCCGCCAUGGAAAUCGGAUCAACGGCAACCAAGAAAAGGAAUUUCAGGCAUGUACCAAAGUUCAUCCUGAUGAUGAGACUGGUGAACCCCAUGAUGCUUUGUUUUUUUCCCUGGCUUAUCUGGGUGUGCAGGAUCUCCUUGUGGUUGAAAGAGUUUGCAGGUCCCUCUGCAAUGUUGUUAGAAGCGACCCUCUUUUAUGGAGGAAUAUUUGUAUAGACCAGCCAUUGAGUGACAAGAUCACUGAUGAUGCUCUGUUACAGUUAACUGGCAGGGCUCAAGGCAGUCUUCAAGGCUUGAGCCUGGUACAGUGUCCAAGGAUCACAGAUAGUGGUCUGAAGCGGGUGCUUGAGAACAAUCCCAGGCUGACAAAGCUAUGCGUGCCAGGAUGUGUGAGGCUCAGUGUUGACUGCAUCUUGUUAAACUUAAAGGCCUUCAAAUCUGCAGGUACUCUGGGAAUAAAGCACUUGAGAAUUAGUGGGCUCAAUGGUGUAACAGAUCAACACUUCGAAGAAUUGAAGUUAUUGUUAGGUGUAGAUAACCAUAAGCAGCUCAGAACCCACAAACCACGGUUUUAUCAUGGAGAGCAGUUGUAUCUUUCAUGUGAUGAUGAUCGUGCCAUUGACAUCGAGGUUUGCCCUAGAUGCCAGAAAGUGAGAUUAGUAUAUGAUUGCCCAUCAGAGAGUUGCCAAGGGAAACAUCAAUCUGCUCAGUUGUGCAGAGCUUGCACUCUGUGCAUAGCACGCUGUUUUCAUUGCGGGCGCUGUAUUAAUGACUGUGACUAUGAGGAGACUUUCUGCCUGGACUUGCUUUGUUUAGAUUGUUUCAAGCAGCUACUGAAUUGCCAAGAGAGACAGGAAGAAAUGGGUGCUCCCUCCUCUAAGCACACCAUUUUUCAUCAAGAGACAAGGUAUCGUUUUUGCCUGUAUGGCUAGUAGAGAUUAAUGUUCCAUAAGCCUUAUUGCUUGUGGAUUAUGUACAAUAGUGUGCAUUAUUAACCAUCUGGAUAUUUUAUACAAAUAUGGAAGUCAUCUGUUGAUUACGCUCUUGGAUGCCAAGAAAUCCUGCUUUACUGUGAAGAAUUUGCACUGCAGAGCUGUAACUUCCAUCUGAGACUGUUAGUCCUGCUUGGUUGAUGUAUUUGAUGAACUCAGCUUCAAUGGGUAUUUGAUGUAUAAACAUUUUUCAGGACAAGGUAAUCCUAUGGUACUUUGGCUUCUGUAAUGGGAAGUUGCAUUUAGUAGAGCCAGAGGACAAUGGAGUUGUUUGAAUGUGUUUUUGGCUACGAAGUGAUGAUUGUUGCUGUUGGUGAAGUGGUGGUCAUUCCUAUCAAUGUUGGUGAAGGUAAUGGCUGUUGCUAUCAGUGUUGGUGAAGUGACUGAUUUCACUAUUAAAGUGGGGAAUAACUUGUUUCUUCACAUGAAGAAGAGAGAAGCCAUAAUGUCAAGAGAGCCAAGCAAAGCUGGAAGAUCAUUUCAGGGCAUCUGUUCGCUCUGCCAACUUUGCAAAUUAUGGCGAAGACAGCUGUUUAACAAUAACCCCAGAUACCCUAUACUCUGCUUUGAUCUAUUUUUUCAUCUUUCAAAUAAUAAUCUGUUUUUUGGCCUCAAAGCUGCAUAGUUGCCUGGAUGUCCAGCAAGCGCACCCAAGGCACCUCUCAUCUGUGUAUGUUCUAACUUGGGGGCAUCAAUAUGUCAUGAAGCCACUACUGCUAUUAACUGUGCUAUGUUUUAACCUUGUUGGUAUCUUUUUAUUCGUAAUUAGUAAAUGUCAACUCCAUUCUGUACUUGAUGAUCAAUAAAUAUAAGUAUCCCAUUUCUCCUA